Molecule: messenger RNA, 1630 nt
Organism: Porites evermanni
Lineage: Eukaryota; Metazoa; Cnidaria; Anthozoa; Scleractinia; Poritidae
Source: the annotation of a GenBank genome assembly
AUGUUCAUGCGCAAAGAAACAGUAGUCUUAACAGCGCUGUUUGUGGCAUCUUUGUUGAGUUCAAGCGAAGCGAUCUGCAAACAUCCCCAAAAAGACAAAACGUGGAAGCGUAAGAGUCUUAUCGAGCGAGCAGUUGCGUCUGAUAUCGUUAUAUAUGGCGAAGUAAUAUCCAGCCCUUGUUGGAAGCCUGGUUAUUUCAAACCAACACCUCUACCAACAACAGCUCUGGUUCUAAGCAGCGGUGGUAACUCGUCUAACGCAACUGGCAAUGCGACAGUUUCGGCUCCUCAAGUUGUGAAUGCUACGAUUCUUCCAACUACACCCCCGUACAACUGCAGCUCAGAAUUCUAUAGCGCUAAUAUAAAGGUGAUAUGCGUAUUAAAGGGUGGCUCCGUACCACUUUAUGUUCAAUUGGAAGGUUUUGGUCAUGGCCAAGGAAUCUGCUUGGAUGAAUCUUCUCACGAUUACCAUGCGUUCAACAUGUUGAAGUACUUGAUAUUCAUCGGAAGGUAAGGGGUGUUCGAUAAUUCUUUUUUCCAUUAACUCGACUGAAUUUGGUUCGCAUUUUUAUGUAUAUUUUUUUACCACUCUCGCUGUUUCGUGCUUUGAAACCUCGCGCUCAGAAAGGGAUUUAACUCUCUGGGCUUGUUUUUGAUAGAGACCAUUUCUACACAGCCUCAGUUGGAUAUAACUAUUGACGAAAGAAAGAGACUGGUAAAAAGAUAGGGAACUCUUUUUUUUUUUUAAUUCAUUUUAAUUUUACGGCAACAAAAUUACAUGGCUGGCACCACACGAGCGGCUGAGAUGAAGCAAUUGCUGUGUUCUGAUUAGCUACCCGAGUGGGGAAAAUGAGUCUUUAUUCAUGGCUGAAUCCGCCAGCGGGCUAGUCUCCUUGGCAGCAAAACAACCAGCGGGCAAGAUGAAGCUUAUCCUUCGUUCUGAUUGGCUACCUGAGCGGGUUAGAUGGGCUCAUCUUGCCUGCUCGUGAUUUUCCGCGUUGGUUCCGCAAGAAGAAAAAGUUCUUUUCAGUUGGCCAUAUAACAAAUCCUUUAUUGACCAAGCUUGUUAGGUCAAGAUGGCUAGAUAUUGGCCUCGUUCUUUUUUAAUUGCGUUUUUAUUGACCCUGAAUUUGUCUCGGUCAAUUCAAAUGCAAAAAAAGGACGAGGCAAUAUACAGCCAUCUUGACCGAACAAGCUUGGUCAAUAACGCAUAAGCUCGGUAUCGCCCGCUUUGUCUGUCCCAAAAGAAGAUAUUCUUUUGACCAAGCUUAUUUUGGCCUCGAUUCUAAGUUUAUAUAAUUUGUGUUCAUGAUUAGAAGCCAUUAAGACAGAAAUAUCUUUUUAUUUAUUUCAGGAGUAAAGACGAAAGCAGUUCCAGGCCUUUUUUUAUCAACUCGGUGAACAACCAGCCUGCUGCUACUGAGAUGAGCGAUGAGAGCAUGCUUGAACCAAUCUUCGAGACCACUGGCAAAAAUGCUCACAUGCCCACUGGAGUCAGCAACACAACUGCGCAUGGCGUGUGCAAACCUUACGUUAAGAGCUCUGCGCAUGUUUGGUCUACACGCGAAAGCGUGUAUUUACUUCUGGCAAUGGCAGCUAGUUCAAUCUUGACAUACGGAAGUUUCCAUUAA